UGACCAGCCUGGGAAGCCGACAGCMUCGGAUCAACAAACAGGCUGCUAAGCAGCGUUAGCUAGCGUCCCUAUCUUACGGCUGAUAAUUGGCCCGCAGCUGGCUGCUCGUCCCUUUAACUUUUGAAAAACAACUUCAACAACAACCCCAGUUUUGUGAACGCAUUUGGACCGACCUGCUUUUCACGGACAGCUUUUGACAAGUUAAAGUUAUGGCGUGCGGAGCUACCCUGAAGAGGACCAUGGAUUUUGAUCCGCUCAUGAGUCCCGCGUCUCCCAAAAGACGGAGAUGCAUUCCUGUGGCCCCAUCGACUUCAUCCCCGAGGAAAUACCUGAGCAUGGAGCCCUCGCCAUUUGGACAGUCGGCGUCGAGACUUAGCGCAGAACAAAUCCUCAGCAGCAUCAAACAAGAGUACAAACGCAUUCAGAAYAGGAAGCAUCUAGAUGGAGGCUACCAGCAACCAGAGGUCUGCUAUUCUCCAGAAUCCCCAUCCCAGCUGUGUAUGAAUGUUUCCAGCAUGCCAGGGACGUCCUCGGGAGGUGUUUCUCCAACCAGAAAAGAACAACCGCUGUUCACGCUCAGGCAAGUUGGAAUGAUCUGUGAACGCCUGCUGAAAGAAAGAGAAGAAAAGGUGCGGGAGGAGUAUGAGGAGACCAUGACUUCAAAGUUGGCAGAACAAUACGACACCUUUGUGAAGUUCACACACGACCAGUUAAUGCGACGAUUCGGCGAGCAGCCUGCAAGCUAUGUUUCCUGAGUGCAGCACCAAAGCUUUGCAAGAAGGCCUUCUCUUGUUGCGAGCCGAGCUGCCCACCGCCACCCUCCCUCCGAUAUCCUGAAGAAAAGUUCCUCGUUUUAAGAGAUUUGAUUUUAGCCAGUUCAAAUUAAACUUUUCUUACCGUGCCAUAUAUCUCGUCUUUGGGCAAAAGGUUUGUAUGAAGCCGUUGCUGGCACUCUGUUGUAAGCAGCUAAGUGCUUCCUGAUAUAAAUGAAURGACCCGUCUCUACCAGUGGCCUCUGUUCCUCCAGCUUAUCUCACUUUUGUAACAGUUCCCAGCAUUCCAGGCUCCGUCACUUCUGUUUUUGUUACGUGUAAAUAUGGGAAAAGCCGUGGAGUUUUUACAAGAUUUGCUGGUCAGUCUGAAAGAAAACGAAAGGAGUUCAAGUUUGCAGCGCGUCUCCCAUUUAUUGCUUUCUAAGCACUACUUUGUUUUUAAUAGUGUUUUUUUUUCUCUCUGCUG
Molecule: messenger RNA, 1239 nt
Organism: Austrofundulus limnaeus
Lineage: Eukaryota; Metazoa; Chordata; Actinopteri; Cyprinodontiformes; Rivulidae
Product: akirin-2
Exons: 6
Coding region: 210-755 (181 amino acids)
Biological process (GO): positive regulation of innate immune response; positive regulation of transcription by RNA polymerase II
Cellular component (GO): chromatin; nucleus
Molecular function (GO): transcription coregulator activity
Source: RefSeq, a predicted model, not a curated record